AUGAGUGAAAGAAAAAAAGAAUACCAAGCCACUCGUCUUUUUCGAGAACAUCUUCCAAAAGCGGACACAGAUGCGCAUUAUUUUUCUUUCAUGUAUCGAUUCUUUCCUGCACUUGUUCAGCGCAGUCGUCGUCAAACAAGCCUUGCUUUCUAUUCCUCUUUACGUAGAUCACGUCAACUAGUCACGCAUGAUGCCUUAUACUAUGAAAAACCAACUCCUUCUGCUUCUUCGACCAACACACUUGUUCAAGUACCUAUACAAGAAAACCAAGUCAUCAAGCCUGACUCUACAGGUGCAGCUCUCUUGACACAGUCAGCCCUUGUUGUGGGUCGUGAACUUGAAAUGAUGAAUGUAUUCUUGGGCUAUGAACAAGCCAACAAGUAUCGUAUCAUGGAUCCUCAAGGUAAUCAUAUUGGUUACAUUGCAGAAGAAGAAGGAUUUGCAAAAUCAAUCAGUCGUCAAUUCUUGAGAACACAUCGAAAAAUGAAGGCUACCAUCAUGAACGCACAAGGUGAAGUAGUAUUCAAGAUUGAGCGUCCUUAUUCCUUGGUGAACAGUCGUAUAUUUAUUUAUACAGCGGACGAUGAAUUAGUGGGAGAAGUACAACAACGAUGGCAUUUGAUGAGAAGAAAAUAUGACCUGUUUAUUGGUAAAAAGCAAUUUGCUACCAUUGAUACUCCCUUUUUGGGUUGGGAUUUCAACCUUCAAGAUGAACAAGGUGGUGUAUUGGGCAAUGUGAGUCGUAAUUUUGUGGGGUUUGCCCGAGAAAUCUUUACAGACACAGGUGAAUAUGUGCUCCGUAUGGAUGCUGUUGAAGGCAAUUCAAGAGGCAUGACGUUGGAUGAAAGAGCCGUGACUCUUGCUUGUGCUGUCUCUAUUGAUUUUGAUUAUUUUUCAAGGCACUCUACGCAUGGUGGGGGCGGAUUCUUGCCUUUCCCUAUGUUUGGUUAUGGUGGAGGAGAAAGAGAAGAACAAGUGAAUGAAGAAGCACCUGUCAUGGACGACAAUAAACCCAAUCCUACUGCUUCUGCACCUCCUUCUACGCCUCAAGAUAGCACAACUGAAUGGGGAGACCCUUGGUUAUCUGAUGAAGAAGCAGGUGUCAGUAACCCAGAUGACGGACCUGGAUUUUUUGAUACUCUAAGCGACUUUUUAAAUAAUGAUUAA
This is a messenger RNA of Gilbertella persicaria, 1167 nucleotides long. Its product is annotated as Scramblase-domain-containing protein. Gene Ontology annotation, biological process: plasma membrane phospholipid scrambling. The coding region runs from base 1 to 1167 and encodes 388 amino acids. Gene Ontology annotation, cellular component: plasma membrane. The record is from RefSeq and is a predicted model, not a curated record. The transcript has 4 exons. Gene Ontology annotation, molecular function: phospholipid scramblase activity. Lineage: Eukaryota; Fungi; Mucoromycota; Mucoromycetes; Mucorales; Choanephoraceae.